Pocillopora verrucosa is the source of this 849-nucleotide messenger RNA. NCBI's taxonomy places the organism in Eukaryota, Metazoa, Cnidaria, Anthozoa, Scleractinia, Pocilloporidae. The record is from RefSeq and is a predicted model, not a curated record.
AUGUUGGUAUGUACAGUAACUCUCCAUAAAGAGGCGUCAUCUUCCAGAAGUCUUCAGCGUGAUUCACGUUUUCGUUUCGCUCAUUUUAUCGACCAUCUUUUUCACAUUCUUGAUGUACCUGAGCUUGAAUCCAUUCAUGUCAGGGAUCGAAGAGUUUGUCUGCUUUAUUGUCUAAGAGAUAAGCGAUGUUUCUCAACAAACCUUGCUGCUAAACCUGAUAUCAAUGGUAACUAUGUUUGUGAGCUGCUUCCCACAGACAAGUAUAACGCUUCUGACAGCUUUAAACCAAGUCAACACUUUAAUCACUACAGUGCCAAGACUCCAUGUUUAUCGAACCCCUGUCAGAAUAACGGCAGCUGUCGAGCUUUGUAUUACCUCGAACAUUUCUGGUGUGAGUGUCUUCCAAAUUACUCUGGCAGAUAUUGUGAGAAAUGGCUGGUUGAACUACCUUACAAUGUUUGCAUGUAUGGAUUAAGCGAUAGACCGGGAUUAUUCUACACACCUUUGGCCGGUAAAAUCUAUUUUAUAAGGCUUGUUCACAUCUCUGGUUCUGUGGGUUGUAGGAUUAAGCAAAAAGCUAACUGGGGUUGUCAUUCGAACAUCGAAACCAUUCUCACAGAUAAAGAUAAAAACGUUGUUUACCCAGAAGAUCAGAGAGCUCAUGCUUACCAGCUCUCUGGAUUUUCAAAGAAUUCCCCUGAACUGAUGCUAAAAUUCACUACACCACUGGUGGUAGCCGCUGGUCAAGAAUAUCAGGUGUGGUUUUUGGAAGACCUAACUGACAUUCACGAACGCAAUAACAACCCUGGACCAUCCUGCAUGAAGGUCAUUUAUUUGUUCAGCUUAUGA